AUGAGUCAAUGCUAAAAAAUCUCACUCUCUGCGUCAUUGUCUCUUUCUCUCACUUCCAUCUCACCAUCAUCAACUAUACUAGCCAACAUGUCUCCGUCGGCAGUGACAAGCGCUCCAUACGAGAGCCUGCUGGACGUUUUGUCCAAGACAAAACUUACCAAUGGAAAGCCGUUGGAAAGCAACACGCGUGCUAUUCUAACGGCACCAAAAGACCCCAAGCAUGAGGCGUUCAUCAGCUCGACAAAGGCGCAUCCUGUCGAUCAGCAGCUGUUGGAUCGCUUCGCGCGUUUGACUGGCCGCCGACCGCAUCGCUAUCUCAGAAGAGGCAUUGUCUUUUCACACCAUGAUUUAGAUGCGAUUCUUGACAGAUAUGAGGCCGGGCGCCCAAUCUACCUUUUCACGGGCCGUGGUCCGAGCAGCGAUAGCUUGCAUCUUGGGCACUCGAUUCCUUUUGAAUUCACACAAUGGCUUCAGGAGGCCCUUGGUGCUAAACUGAUCCUCAUGCUCACGGACGACAUGAAAAUUCUGCAUGACAAGAACCUAGCCAUUUCCGACGUCCGAAAAUAUGACAUUGCAAAUGCAAAGGAUAUUCUCGCGUUUGGCUUCGACUGCUCAAAGACCUUCAUGUUCUCCAAUAUUGAUUUCGUCGGUGGCGCGUUCUACCAAAACAUCAUUUCCAUCGCAAGACACAUUACCGUUGGCAGUAUCAAGGAAGACCUAGGCUUCACUGAUAACCACAAUGUUGGCAUGUUUUACUGUUGCUCGACACAGUCUGCCGGCUGCUUCGCAUCCUCGUUUCCUGGUAUUUUGGACCACGAUCGGUCCAUUUUGCGGGACAUGGAAUGCCUAAUCCCUUGUUCGUAUGACAUUUCUGGCUACUUUGCAGAAGUCCGCAAGCAUGCAGAGGAUAUUGGUGAGAAGCGACCGUCGUUUCUAUACUCAAGCCUACUACCUUCACUACAAGGAGGAGACGGUAAGAUGUCUGCUUCCAUCAGCAGCUCGGCCAUCUAUCUUGCCGAUGACGAGCAUGUUAUCCGUGACAAAAUCAGACAGGCUUUCCCUGCUGGGCAGAAUAGCAUGGAUGUCGCUUUUGACUGGCUUCGCUUCUUCAUGGAGGAUGACGAUGAGUUGGCGGAGAUCCAGGCUAAGCACCAGGCCCAUCAGCUGUUGAAUAUUGAACUUCGAGAUGUGUUGACAGAAGCGAUCCUCAAAGUUGUCCGAAAAUUCAAGACGAGUCGCGACGAAAUCUCGAACGAGACGCUUAAGGAAUACAUGACCCCUCGACUGCUGCAGUAGAGAGUCGCGUUCAUUUGAAAAUCGUUGG
[Torrubiella] hemipterigena is the source of this 1324-nucleotide messenger RNA. NCBI's taxonomy places the organism in Eukaryota, Fungi, Ascomycota, Sordariomycetes, Hypocreales, Clavicipitaceae. The record is from the annotation of a GenBank genome assembly.